This is a messenger RNA of Hevea brasiliensis (rubber tree), 708 nucleotides long. RefSeq names its product transcription factor BEE 1-like. Gene Ontology annotation, biological process: regulation of DNA-templated transcription. Lineage: Eukaryota; Viridiplantae; Streptophyta; Magnoliopsida; Malpighiales; Euphorbiaceae. The record is from RefSeq and is a predicted model, not a curated record. The transcript is spliced from 3 exons. Gene Ontology annotation, cellular component: nucleus. Gene Ontology annotation, molecular function: DNA-binding transcription factor activity. The coding region runs from base 1 to 708 and encodes 235 amino acids.
AUGGCCGAGUUUACAGCACAUUUACGAAGGCUAAAACCUUCUCAGCCUUUCAUACAGAUGGAUAUGAACAUGCAAUUGCUGAAGCAGCUUCCAAAGCUCAAUCCAAGUACCUCAGAGAAUUUCAGUGCCACUGACUGCUCAGUAGACUCUUUCUUGGCCCACCACCAACCACCAAUUGAAUUUCUAGCACGGUUUGAUCACAAUGGUCUUCCAAGUGCUUUCCAUCACUCUGAAAUCUUGAAUUCAGCAACAAUUGUUCAUGCUGCCACUUCCACCUCAAGUCAAAAUGUUUUCCGUGACAGCUGCAAGAAGAGAAAAGCAGAGGCACAAUCAACCAGUGGUUCCAAGAACAUUUCUCGCACAGCCUCUACUACCAAUACAAAGAAAAAGAAUGCGUGUCUGUAUUUAGUCUUUGACGUUUUUCAGAAGUUAGGCAGAGGUAAAAAAGAGAAGAACAAAGAGAAAGAGGUGGAUAAAGCAGAAGAAGUUAUUCAUGUUAGAGCAAAAAGAGGCCAAGCUACUGAUAGUCAUGGUCUAGCAGAAAGGCAUGUAGGGCGUAAAGAUUGUCACAAGAACAAAUCUCCAAAGAACAAUAAAGGGUUAAUCCAAAACCUCAACAAGAAAGAGAUAAAAGUAAGCAAAGAAGCUUUAUUGAAAAUUGAAAAAAUAAACAAAGUUACAAAAUCUGAAUAUAAUGGGGGCUAUUGA